AUGUCAAAUAAAAAAACUACAGAAAUCAAAUUAGACGAAAGAGUAAAUUCAUACAAAGAAUAUUUGUAUGAAAAAACACUCAAUUAUUUAAAAAAUGUAAUUCCAGAAAGAAUUCAAGAAUUCCAUAAAUUAUCCCAAAAAGGUGACGAAAAUUUUAAAGAUGAUCCAAUCCAAAAUGUUUUAAAGAAAAGAAAAUUAGAAUCAGAUAAUGGAUUUGAAGCUCCUUCAUUAGAAAAUUUAAUGAAAAUUAAUAAAAAAAUUAUUGAAGCUCACACCAAAUUAAGAAAAGAUUAUAUUGAAGUUAUUGAAAUUUUUUCAACCAUCAGAGCAUGGAUCCAUAUGAAUAUACCUAGAAUUGAAGAUGGUAACAAUUUUGGUGUCGAUAUUCAAGAAGAUGUCGUUGCUACCCUUACAAAAUUAGAAGAUGUUUACACCACAUUAUUAGAAACUUGUGAAAGUUAUUUCACUUCAAGAGCCCAAUACAUGAAGAGAGCUUUAAAAUACAAGGAAAUUGAUUCCUAUAGACAUGUCAUUGCCCAAAUAGAUGAAAAAGAAUUUAUUAAAUUUAAUUUUGCAUACUUUGAUUUAGCUAAUAACUAUUCAACUACCUAUUCACUCAUUGUUAAAAACUUUGCAAAACUCGAACAACCAAGACCAACCAAUGUCACAAGCAGUAUGUUCUAA
Messenger RNA from Dictyostelium purpureum, 684 nucleotides. RefSeq lists its product as uncharacterized. Gene Ontology annotation, biological process: regulation of proteasomal protein catabolic process; positive regulation of endopeptidase activity; regulation of G1/S transition of mitotic cell cycle. Gene Ontology annotation, cellular component: proteasome activator complex; cytoplasm; nucleoplasm. The transcript is spliced from 4 exons. The record is from RefSeq and is a predicted model, not a curated record. Bases 1 to 684 code for a protein of 227 amino acids. Lineage: Eukaryota; Evosea; Eumycetozoa; Dictyosteliales; Dictyosteliaceae. Gene Ontology annotation, molecular function: endopeptidase activator activity.